Messenger RNA from Cloeon dipterum, 3747 nucleotides. RefSeq names its product dally-like (gene dlp). The coding region runs from base 233 to 2083 and encodes 616 amino acids. NCBI's taxonomy places the organism in Eukaryota, Metazoa, Arthropoda, Insecta, Ephemeroptera, Baetidae. The record is from RefSeq and is a predicted model, not a curated record. Gene Ontology annotation, cellular component: cell surface; synapse; plasma membrane. Gene Ontology annotation, biological process: regulation of protein localization to membrane; cell migration; regulation of signal transduction. The transcript is spliced from 9 exons.
UUGCUGGCUGCUGCCAUUGCCAUUCCUGCUACAUCUCAGCCGAACGAUCACCUGGCUCGUGAGCUCUGUUAAUUAUUCGCGUUCGAUGACUGGAGCACACGCUUUUGCGACGCGCCGGAGAUGCCUUUUGGGCCUGUGACUGCCGUGAUCAGUUCGAGUGGACCGUGAUUUGCGACCGCAACCCUUCUCACGUCGUUGUUUGGUCGCCGAAAGGAGUACAAAACUUUAAAACAUGGAGUGCCUGGUGCGAUGGACUGUGUUUUCUAUGGUAGUGCUGCUGAGGUACACUUCGGCCAACCCCAUUACCAACACCACCGCUUUGCCCCUCAAGGGCGGAACUUUGCACUGCUCCAACGUCCGGCCAAUGCUGUCGACAGAAAAGGGAUUCGGAUCAGAAAACGUCCCCAGAGAUCCCGUUCCAGCCAACGGGUUGAAAGUGUGCAUCCCAAGCAACGAUGACGGCCUCAAUGUAUCCUGCUGCACUACGAGGAUGGAAACUGGGUUGGCCAGCAAAGCGAGGCAGGACUUUGACCAGAAGCUGCAAUCUACACUGAACAACCAUCUAGCCACUAUCCUCAAAGCGAAAUCAAAAAGAUUCAAUGAAUUCUUCUCUGAAAUGCUUGCAAAGUCGAGGAAGGAAUUUGACGAAAUGUUCAAGAGGACGUAUGGACAAAUCUACGAAAACAACAAGGAUGUUUUCUACGAGCUAUUUGAAGCCCUGUCACUAUAUUUCGAGAAAGGCAAAAUCAGACUGGACAAGAGCUUGGACAACUUCUUCAACAACCUGUACCAGAAAAUGUUCCUAGUCCUCAACAGCCAAUACCGUUUUGACGAAAAGUACAUGGCCUGUGUGUCCAAUCAGAUGAACGGGCUACAACCCUUUGGAGAUUCUCCUAUCAAGCUGUCACUGCAGGUCAAGAGGUCAUUCAUCGCUACCAGAGCCUUUGGGCAAGCCUUGAACAUUGCAGAUGAGGUGGUCACCAGUAUGUUGAACGUGCAGCCUCCACCAGAUUGCAGCCAUGCCCUCACCAAGAUGUCUGGUUGCAACGUUUGUCAGGGGCGCGUAAACUUGAAAGCGUGCCCAGGAUUUUGUGGAAAUGUCAUGAAAGGCUGUUUAGCUUACCACUCAGAGCUGGACACUGAGUGGAACUCAUUUGUUGAUGCAUUUGGCAAAAUUACUGAACGACUGCUUGGCCCAUUUAGUAUUGAGGCUGUGGUAGAGCCGAUAAACAUCAAAAUAUCCGAGGCCGUCAUGAACUUCCAAGAAACUAGUGCUCAAGUGUCAGAGAAAAUUUUUGGUGUAUGUGGAAAGCCAAGACUAGGAGCAAGGAGUCCCCAAGAAAUCAACUACGAGACCAUUAGCUUUGGCAGCAGAAGCAAAGCUCGCAACCAACCCAAAAUAAACCAAACUCCUUUGGAAAAGCUUAUCAAUGAAACAAACAUUGUGGUCAGAGCCACUAAGAAUUACUGGUCACUCCUUCCGGAAAAGAUGUGCCUAGAUAUAGAGGAGACAGUAAGCUCACAGCAAGAAAGUAAUUGCUGGAAUGGCAAAUCUAAAAAUCGAUACACUGAAGUGGUUGUUGCUGGCACUGGCAUUGCCGCUCAAGCAGACAACCCUGAAGUCAAAGUGAGCUCUGCUGAAUCUUCGAGACAAACCAGCAAAUUGAGUGAGCAGAUGUACACGUUGCGGAUGCUUGUCAGCAAACUGCGGAAUGCGCAAAAUGGACAAGACAUUGAUUGGAAUGACGAUGAAAGUGAUGAUGAAGACAACGUUGAUAACGUGUACAGAGGCGAUGGCAGCGGCUCAGGAGACGGAGACAUUUCAUCUGGUAUUGACCAACACUCGCACGGCCCCAUUGACCAGGAGGGUAGCGGUGGCGAUGACGAUGAAGACUUCCGUAGGGGCCACCCAUUCACGAAGGCGCCGCCAAUGCAUCAGCCAGUGCCAACCGGCCGGUCGCCGACCUCCUCUGCGGCGCCGCCCACUGCUGCUGCAACAAAGGCUUCCGUCACCAAGGCUGUGGUCACAUAUUUGUUCCCGAUCGUGGUGGUUUGGCUGGGCGGUAUGUUCAGUGACUGGUAAUCGAGUAGUGCGAAAAGACACUAGCAGGACAAACGCAAGGACUUUCUUAGCGGAUCGUGUGUAUUCAAAUGUGUCACUAUUUGGAUUUGUCGGACCCAAUGCUUGAGAUGCAAGAUGCGAUUUUCAAAUUUGAGCUCAAUUCUUUCUCGAAGACUCUUUGAUUGGUCUAAAAACAUCUAUCAGUGGAUCUUGCAUCUUGCUCCUCAGUUCAAGGGUUCAUUAUAAUCGAUGGUGGAUUUUCCACCAUUCGGUCAUGUGUGAUUUGUAAAGGAAAGAGUGGACAUUUUGUACGAAAAGUAUUUAAAUUCAUACUCAAACUUCUGAGACUUGGAAAUUAAGUAAUCUCAUCUUGAGCAUCGUAAGAUGCUGAAUUGAUCAAACACUUAUGGUGUUGACAAGCCUUAUUUUUAGUAUGGACUUAAAGAAGUUAGCAAUAGGCUUUACUGAGUGGAUGGCAACACAACGAGAUAUACGUAAUGAUUCGAGGAGGCCUUGCUGGCUUGUGUUGAGUGGAAAAUGGAACUUUAUCGUGUAUAUUAAACGUCCAUUUCAACUGGGCUGUCAGAAUCAAUUUGUUUAUUGCCAUUCUUCGGGACUGGCGAAUUCUUGAAGAUUGAGACUUGGCAAGGAGAUUCAGACAGCACUUACCAGAAUGUCUUCUUGAUACUUAAAUUAAUCGGAUAACACUUCUUCGCAUAAGUGUUAAUGUAAAAUUUGAAAAUUGUUAAUUUUCUUGUCGAAAUUAAAGUCUUGAUUGGAUGUACAUUCCAUUGUAAAAAGCGAAUGAGCAAAAUUUUUAUUUUUAGUGUACUUACUUGUAACCUUUGAAUUGUCUCACUGUCAGUGUCCUAAUUUAUUGUUGUAUUGAAUUUCCAAGUAUCGGCUGCCAUCAAAUUCCUUCUAGUCCACCGUAGCUCCAAAGUGGCUUCUGUGCGCAAGGGAGUUUCUUUCAUGAAAGCAAAUAAAACUUAUGUCAGCUUCUCUGUUUUAGUGUCAAUUCACGCGAGAAAAUGUCUAAAAAUUGUUACAUAACUUUUUGAUGGAAACUCAUUUACUUGAACCGUUAGCUAAGCUGCACAACGUUUUAAAUUCCUUUCUAAUUGCUUGUUGGUGAGGACAGCAUUUAAUUUGACUGCCAUUCCUGAAUAGAACUGCGCAGCUCCUAAAUUAUGAAGCAGCUUUGUUUAAUUGCUGACACUGUUUGGGAACUGCCACUGGAUUUUGAUUGGUCUGCAGAACAUAGAACACCUGACUUCUAUUUAAGUAAAUUUUGUAAUUUUGGUGGUUCCUUAGCAAACUGCAUCAACACUGAAAUGGCUAGACUAAAUGGUUAGGCUUGCAGGUGUGCGAUUGUAGUCAGGGUAGCAGAAAAUUCGCCGUUUCAAUCCUCAAAAAUACAAAAUCGGAUAGAGGUGGCAUAUUUUUAUUAUUUGUGAUUUGGAAGACUAAUUGUAAUUAAUUAACUAAUUUUAUAUAUUAGCUUUGUAAAAUCUCUUUUUCAUAACCUGACUUGUGCUGCUGGCGAAGUCCUACACUGAUUGUUGUAUGAACCCUUAUUCUGUUCAUUUAAACCACUAGGAUGAGUACUAUACAUAAUGAUUAUGCUUUUUAACUCGCGCAUCUUGAAGAAAAAUAAAAUCAGAAAACAGACAAUAUGAAAAUAA